This is a messenger RNA of Ictalurus punctatus (channel catfish), 3134 nucleotides long. It is a transcript of the gene slc30a4, whose product is annotated as solute carrier family 30 member 4. Gene Ontology annotation, molecular function: zinc ion transmembrane transporter activity. Gene Ontology annotation, cellular component: plasma membrane. The transcript has 8 exons. NCBI's taxonomy places the organism in Eukaryota, Metazoa, Chordata, Actinopteri, Siluriformes, Ictaluridae. The record is from RefSeq and is a predicted model, not a curated record. Bases 423 to 1733 code for a protein of 436 amino acids. Gene Ontology annotation, biological process: response to zinc ion; zinc ion transmembrane transport.
ACGGGUAGGGAAAAAAGUACCUCGUGACCUGUUGUGAUGCAAAUAAGCUGCCAAAACGAGAGAGCUAUCGCCAACUUUGUACAGCUCGUUUCUGUAAAUAUGUGUUAGUAAUACUGGAGUGUAACAUGGCGGCGUUUCCAUUCAUUUAGGUUCAUCUCAGGACGAAUUAUUUUAACCUCCAGCAAUGAGAAGCGGGCGGUGUUUUGGAGAAGAACUUGUUGCACCAUGAGAAGGAAACUUGAAGACUCUCAUUCAGCUGUCAAUCAAAGCUCACAUCUGGCUUCACAUCACACGAGCUGAUCGCUAAUCAGUUAAUAUUUCCCCACUGCACACACUCGCGCUCUCUCUCGCGCUCUCUCUCUUGUGCGCUCUCUCUAUCUCUCUCUCUCUCUCUCGCACUCUCUCUCUCUCUCUAUCUAACGAUGUCGGGGGCGGACCUUCUGUCCCGCGUGAGCUCGGUGUUCCGCAGGGAGAGAACAGACUGGGACCUCAGCGACACGGCCGCCUUCGAUUUCUCGGAGGACCUGGCGGAGGACGAGAUGCCGAGGUUCAACAAGCUGAAGGUGGUGGUGUCGGCCGAGAUGGACGAGUACACGGGGUCGUCUCCAAACGGCGCCGCCGUCAGCACCUUCAUCAGGGACGGCCAGGACGACGACGACGACUCGCUGCUCGGCUCCACCUCCGGGCUGGGGGCGGAGCCAUGUGAAAACUGUGCUAAGAGGAAGGAGGAUGUCAAGCGGCGCAGAGUGAUGAAGAAGCUGGCGAUGGCGGCGGUGCUUUAUUUCCUGUUCAUGAUUGGUGAACUCGUAGGUGGCUACAUUGCGAACAGUUUAGCCAUCAUGACAGACGCUCUGCACAUGCUGACUGAUCUGAUUGGGAUUGUGGUGUCCUUACUGGCUCUGUGGCUCUCCGCCAAACCACCGACACACACCUUCAACUUCGGCCUGCACAGACUCGAGGUGAUGUCUGCAGGAAUCAGUGUGUUGUUGAUCUACAUCCUGACCGGAGUGCUGCUGAACGAAGCGGUGCAGAGAACACUCCGUCCCGACUUCACUAUCGACGGAGACGUCAUGCUCAUCACCGCCGCCGUGGGCGUGGCCGUCAACCUCAUAAUGGGUUUUCUCCUCAACCAGUCAGGUCACCUCCACUCCCACUCUCAUUCUCACUCCCACUCCCACUCUGCUGGCCACGCCCAUUCUCAGAGGAGGGGUCAGGGGCGGGGGCAGAGUCAGCACUCUCACGACAGCUUAGCGGUGCGAGCGGCGUUUAUUCAUGCGCUGGGUGACCUGGUGCAGAGCGUCGGGGUUCUCAUCGCGGCAUACAUCGUCAGGUUUAAGCCGGAGUAUAAGCUAGCUGAUCCUGUGUGUACAUACAUAUUUUCUGUGUUGGUGCUGGUCACCACGCUGCGCAUCAUCAGAGACACCGGCCUCAUCCUGCUGGAGGGUGUUCCCAGACACCUGAACAUGAGUGUGAUGAGGGAAGAUCUGUUAAAGUUGGAUGGUGUGGAGUCGGUGGAGGAGCUGAAGCUCUGGGCUUUAACCGCUGACCGAACUGUGGCUCUUGCACACCUUCAGCUUGCACCAGGCAGCAUGGGUAACUGGGAGGAAGUGCAGUCUAAAGCUCGUCACCUGUUGAUGAUGUCACACGGCGUGUCACACUGCACGGUGCAGCUGCAGAGCCACAAACACCGAGACACACACUCCUGCUCCAACUGUGUGUUAGCCAGUGCCUGAAAACAAACACACACACACCAGGGCAUCUCUUUCCUAAACAGGUUGCUAUGCAACAGCGAAACACGCCAAAGCCAGAGCCAGUGUGUUUUCACUUUUAGUGAAUCGAUCAGGAGGCUGUUUUCAUUCAUUACUAUUAUUUUCUUUUUUUCCCCUUUUCACACACACACACACACCAGUAAAUAAAUAUCUGAGAAAUAAAUUCUUAACUCCACUACUAGCCUGAACACUGACGUUUUUAUUUACAUUCAAUUCAUAAAACACUCCAUAUUUGUUUUAAUGUUCAGUCUAAUUUAAGUUUACAGUAUUAAAUCCUGGAUUAGUUUAUCCUGAGUCAGUUAUUAAUCCUGGAUUAGUUUAUCCUGAGUCAGUGAUUAAUCCUGGAUUAGUUUAUCCUGAGUCAGUAUUAAAUCCUGGAUUAGUUUAUCCUGAGUCAGUGACUAAUCCUGUGUUAGUUUAUCCUGAGUCAGUGAUUAAUCCUGGAUUAGUUUAUCCUGAGUCAGUGACUAAUCCUGGGUCAGUUUAUCCUGAGUCAGUGAUUAAUCCUGGGUUAGUUUAUCCUGAGUCAGUGACUAAUCCUGGGUUAGGGAUUAAGCAGAAUAUCAUAUCAGCUCAAGUCUGGUGCAUGUCCUUAACUUGUCAUUAAUCUGACUAGGACUCUGUUAUUUUUUAAAUAUUUAAUUUAAUUUAAAAAUCUUUUUGUUUAACUCAAACAUUUGAGCUUCAGAUCCAAGAUUUGGGCUCUACUUCAUUUGCGCUGCUGAAAAACACAUUAAUCCUAGCACAGUUUAUUUUAAAUUUCUGCUCUGGACUCGUUAGUGGACGAGGGGAGACUCUGAAAUGAUGAAAGUUCAGUAAGAUUUCCUUUAACUCUUAAACCUUUAAUUGAUUAGCGAGGAGAGCUCGGACGAUGCACUGUUUAAAUGUUAACGUUUAUUCUGUGUUCACCACAAUCCGUGUUGAAUUUGGGUCUGUCUGACGUGUUUAUCCCCGCCGCUGUGUUGGUGAAUGGUGUUGUUGGAGCACGAGGUGUCCGGAGUCGAGAGCAUUGAGGGUGCAGUGUGCCUUUACCGUGAACAGUCCUGCACCCCCGUGGUGGAAACAUCCCAUAAUUACAGCGCUUUUAUUCUCUUACUGUUCGUUAUUUUUCUUUAUUUGUUUUCAGAAAGAAAUAACAUUGUUUUUGUGCCAAAAAACACAAUCUAUGCCUCUAAAUAUUUUUGCUUUAUGUUGUAUUAUUUUUGUUUAGUUUCAUUUUUCUUUCUAUAGAAUUUUUCAUUGUUUGAUGUUUUGCACAUUCCAGAACAGCAGUUAUUCUGUUUGUUUGUUAUAAUUUAUGUUCAGCAGUGAAACACCGCUCUGUGUGAGUGGAUCAGAUCUUCUCUAAAUAAACCUGUUUUGAAA